GUUGGCCGCGUGGGGUGGCCAUCGCCCGGCGCCUAUCGCUGCUGCUAUCAGCACCAUCAGCGCCAAGCUCAUCGACACUCCUCCGGCCCCCUUCCAGGAAGCUUCCCGCGCUGCCUGAGCCUGCCUUCGAGCUACUACACUCAACUAA
This is a messenger RNA of Closterium sp. NIES-67, 148 nucleotides long. The record is from the annotation of a GenBank genome assembly. NCBI's taxonomy places the organism in Eukaryota, Viridiplantae, Streptophyta, Zygnematophyceae, Desmidiales, Closteriaceae.